Eruca vesicaria subsp. sativa (arugula) is the source of this 1591-nucleotide messenger RNA. NCBI's taxonomy places the organism in Eukaryota, Viridiplantae, Streptophyta, Magnoliopsida, Brassicales, Brassicaceae. The record is from the annotation of a GenBank genome assembly.
UUUAGAUAUCCCUUGAUUCUCUGCCUUGUUCAUCCACCCGCCUCAUCAAUAUCCAAAACAAAAACAAAACUAAAACAGAGAUCCUCCAUGUCGGACAUCGACAUCGGAACCGCAGCAGGAGGAGGAAAAAGAGAGCCGCUCAUCAACCGUGAAAACAAGUUCACGCGUUGUGUCUCACACGCGCAAGACGAGCUCCAGAGUUUCCGGAAAUAUCUGAGAUGGAUGUGCGUGGAUCAGUCGAGUCCUUGGACGGCUGUUCUUUCUUGGUCGAUGUUCAUCGUUUUCACGCUCGUGGUCCCGGCCACGUCUCACUUUGUCAUCGCUUGCGCUGACUGCGACAGCCACCACUCGAGGCCGUAUGAUUCUGUGGUUCAGCUUUCUCUAAGCAGCUUCGCUGCUCUUUCUUUCCUCUGUCUCUCAAGAUUCAUCAGCAAGUAUGGUCUCCGAAGGUUCCUCUUCUUCGAUAAGCUUUGGCAUGAGAGUGAGACAGUUCGCCAAGGCUACACCAACCAGCUCAACAGAUCGCUAAAGAUUCUCUCCUACUUCGUCACUCCUUGUUUCUUAGCUAUGAGCGCAUACAAGAUAUGGUGGUACGCUUCAGGCGCUUCUCGGAUUCCAUUCCUCGGUAACGUUAUCUUGAGUGAUACAGUCGCUUGUCUGAUGGAGAUCUGCUCGUGGCUCUACCGUACUACCGUGAUCUUCCUAGUUUGUGUCCUCUUCCGUCUCAUCUGCCACCUUCAGAUCCUUAGGCUCCAAGACUUUGCUCAGGUCUUUCAGACGGAUUCAGAUGUUGGUACCAUCUUGACUGAACAUCUCCGCAUCAGACGUCACCUGAGAAUCAUCAGCCACCGGUUCCGGACCUUCAUUUUGUUUUCAUUGAUUCUUGUCACUGGAAGUCAGUUUUACUCUCUGCUUAUUACCACUACGUCUCGUGCUGAAUUGAAUAUCGUCAAAGCUGGAGAACUCGCACUAUGUUCAGUGACUCUGGUCACUGCGCUGCUCAUUCUACUAAGAAGUGCCUCAAAGAUCACACACAAGGCUCAGGCGGUGACUUGCCUUGCUGCAAAGUGGCAUGUCUGCGCGACAAUAGAAUCCUUUGAGGCAGUGGAGGGAGGGUCUCCAAGGUUAAAUGAUAAAUCAAGCGGACAAGGGUUCAGUUCAAAAGAUGUUGAUACUGGAGAUACAGAUGACAGUGAGGACUAUGGAGAUGAAGAAGAUGAUUUUGAUAACAAUGAUCUCAUCCCUGCUUAUGCUUAUAGCACCAUAUCAUUCCAAAAACGCCAAGCUCUAGUGAAUUACUUUGAGAACAAUAAAGCAGGAAUCACUGUGUUUGGGUUUACACUUGAUAGAAGUACUCUACAUACAAUAUUUGGGAUUGAAAUGUCGCUUGUUCUUUGGCUUUUGGGUAAGACCAUUGGGAUUUCUUGAAUCAUUCUUUGAUCCCUUGUUGUAUGAUAUUUUUACAUAUGUGUACACAGUGGCUCUUUGUAAAGUAUGACAUUUACUAAUUUUUAUUUUGUAAUUGUAAAUCAUCUUGUUUCAGCCAGUAAAUUAGAUUGGUCUUUAGAAAUUUCUUGCAUUUGUAUCUCUG